Molecule: messenger RNA, 403 nt
Organism: Marmota flaviventris (yellow-bellied marmot)
Lineage: Eukaryota; Metazoa; Chordata; Mammalia; Rodentia; Sciuridae
Gene: Atp5mf
Product: ATP synthase membrane subunit f
Biological process (GO): proton motive force-driven mitochondrial ATP synthesis
Cellular component (GO): proton-transporting ATP synthase complex
Molecular function (GO): proton-transporting ATP synthase activity, rotational mechanism
Source: RefSeq, a predicted model, not a curated record
GCUGGGGCGCGUGCUCCCUACCCAGCACCCCUUGCGUGGCCCGGCUCGGCGGACACUAGGACUCCAAGAUGGCGUCAAUCGUGCCAGUGAAAGAGAAGAAACUCAUGGAUGUCAAACUAGGGGAGUUGCCAAGCUGGAUAUUGAUGCGGGAUUUCACCCCUAAAGGCAUUGUGGGAGCAUUUCAGAGAGGUUACCACCGGUACUACAACAAAUACAUCAACGUGAAGAAGGGGAGCAUCGCAGGGGUCAACAUGGUGCUGGCAGCAUACGUGCUUUUCAGCUACUGCCUUUCUUACAAAGAACUCAAGCACGAGCGGCGACGAAAGUACCAUUGAAGAGGGGCCAGUGUGGAGACCAUAUUAUGUACUCCUGAGAAUUAAUAUCCAAUAAAAGGUGACUGGUA